Messenger RNA from Cinclus cinclus, 1425 nucleotides. RefSeq names its product lipase C, hepatic type (gene LIPC). The transcript is spliced from 8 exons. Gene Ontology annotation, molecular function: triacylglycerol lipase activity; apolipoprotein binding. The record is from RefSeq and is a predicted model, not a curated record. Gene Ontology annotation, biological process: lipid metabolic process. NCBI's taxonomy places the organism in Eukaryota, Metazoa, Chordata, Aves, Passeriformes, Cinclidae. The coding region runs from base 1 to 1425 and encodes 474 amino acids.
AUGACUGUUGUCACAAAUUUCAUUUCAGAGGAACUGGGAUCACAGAGUGAACACACUACAACAAAGAAAAAUCAGCAAAACUUAGAAACCAGAUUUCGACUCUAUACAGAUACACCUGAAGGCAGCUGUCAGAUUUUUGUUAAUCAGUUGGAGACUCUUGACAAAUGCAGUUUCAAUGCCUCUCUUCCUCUGGUGAUGAUAGUCCAUGGCUGGUCGGUGGAUGGGAUAUUAGAAAGCUGGAUUUGGAAAAUGGCAGCAGCUCUGAAGUCUCAGCAUAACCAAAUGAACGUGAUCAUUGCAGACUGGCUCACACUGGCUCACCAGCAUUAUCCCAUUGCAGUACAGAACACACGCACCACAGGACAGGAGAUAGCACAGUUCCUGGAGUGGCUGGAGGAAUCCAUUCAAUUUUCCAGAAGCAAUGCUCAUCUAAUUGGGUACAGCCUAGGAGCUCAUGUUUCAGGAUUUGCUGGAAGUUUUAUCAAUGGUACAAAAAAGAUUGGAAGAAUUACAGGCCUUGACCCUGCUGGCCCCUUGUUUGAAGGGAUGUCACCAACAGACCGUUUAUCUCCGGAUGAUGCAAACUUUGUAGAUGCAAUUCAUACCUUCACUAAACAGCACAUGGGCCUUAGUGUCGGCAUCAAGCAGCCUGUGGCUCAUUUUGACUUUUAUCCCAAUGGAGGCACCUUCCAGCCUGGCUGUCACAUCUUGCAUGUGUACAACCACAUUGCACAAUUCGGGAUCGCUGGCAUCACUCAAACUGUGAAAUGUGCCCAUGAGAGGUCAGUUCAUUUGUUCAUCGACUCUCUGCUGCACAAGGACAAGCAAAGCACAGCUUACUGGUGCAACGACAUCAACACUUUCAACAAAGGACUGUGCCUCAGCUGUAAGAAGAACCGGUGUAACACCCUGGGCUACAACAUCAGGGAGGAAAGGCUGCCCAAAAGCAGACGACUUUUCCUGAAAACAAGAGCAUAUAUGCCCUUCAAAGUGUAUCAUUAUCAGUUCAAGAUCCACAUCAUCAAUGAAAUCCAAGGCAAGCCAAUAGACCCAGCUUUCACCAUGUCUCUGGCAGGGACUAAGAAGGAUGCUAAAAACCUGCACAUCCCACUAGUUGAAGGUAUUAUGGGGAAUAAAACCUACACCUUUCUCAUCACCCUGGAUACUGAUAUCGGUGACCUCAUAAUGAUCAAGUUCAAAUGGGAAGGAACUCCAGUUUGGGAAAACAUCUGGGACACAUUUCAAACCAUAAUACCAUGGACAAAAGGCACCCAUCGACCAGGACUUAUAGUUAACACAAUAAGAGUGAAAGCAGGGGAAACACAGCAAAAAAAUACAUUUUGCCCUCAAAGCAUUGACAACAUUCACCUUCAUCCAUCCCAAGAGAAGACAUUUGUGAGGUGUGAAGAUCUCUUCCAGAAAUAA